GCAAUAAGAGAAGCAUUAAGAGAGCGGCCGAUCCACCGUGAAAUGAUGAGUCACACAAAAUUUGACAGUUGAGGAAAAAUCAACUUGAAGUAGGUGGCACUGAAGUGUGUGGAGUCUUUUGCCACCACAGGAUGAAAAAAGUGUCAUUGUACACACACUGCCUGCAAUAUUUCAAUAUCCUGUUUGUGGCUCCUUUGUAACGCUGCUGGCACAAGAUUAUCUGAAGGGUCACAGAAGAUAAAGGAACACAAUGUGCGCUGACUGGUGAUAUACCUCGGAGAGAGACAGCAUGGCCCAUCUGUUAUUCAUGAAGUUUAAAACAGCAGCCACAAAUAUCAAUCGAUCGCUUUCACCAUGUGUGCCACUUGCGCGUCACUGAGUGCGCACGGCGCCCUGCCUGUUGUUACUGCUGCUGCUGGAGGAGAGGCUGCGCGCUCACACCCACAUUCAACAGGCACUGGAGGAUACUUGUUACAUGUACAGUUUUUUUUAUUAGUAUUACUUUAUACUGAGUAAUAAGUGCGGAGCGGUUGGAGACAACACUGUGGGGAUCUGGGAAGGCGAUGUGUGUUUUGUAGGGUUUGUGAUGUGUUCAAGUUGCGCGCUAUGGUGCAUACGCAAAUCCUCUCCCACCAUUCUAGCUUUGCACCUCUGUAGGUAGAUCAGACUCGUGAUAUAACUAAAGCAUUUACAAUAGUCGGGGAAAGGAGAAGAGGAUGGCAGCUCCACAUAACGGAUCAAACAUAACGGGGAACUACACCAACCAGUUUGUGCAGCCGCCGUGGCGCGUCGCUCUCUGGUCCGUAGCCUACAGCUUCGUGCUGGCGGUGGCGGUGUUUGGAAACCUCGUUGUGAUAUGGAUCAUUCUUGCCCACAAACGCAUGAGGACGGUGACGAAUUACUUUCUCCUGAAUUUGGCGUUUUCGGACGCGUCAAUGGCCGCAUUUAACACUUUGAUAAACUUUAUCUACGCUGCCCACGGGGAGUGGUACUUCGGAGAAGCGUACUGCAAAUUCCACAACUUCUUCCCGGUCACAUCCGUGUUUGCAAGCAUCUACUCCAUGACUGCGAUAGCUGUGGACAGGUACAUGGCCAUCAUCCAUCCCCUGAAACCUCGUCUGUCUGCAAAGGCCACCACAGGAGUCAUCAUCUGUAUCUGGAGUCUGGCUGUGGUUCUGGCCUUCCCUCUCUGCUACUUCUCCACCACCCGAGCUCUGCCCGGCAGGACCCUCUGCUACGUGGCCUGGCCCCGCAUGGCUGACGACCCCUUCAUGUAUCAUAUCAUAGUUACAAUUCUGGUCUACGUGCUGCCCUUAGUGGUGAUGGGCAUCACUUACACCAUCGUGGGGGUGACUCUGUGGGGAGGGGAGAUCCCAGGAGACUCAUCUGAUAACUAUCAUGGACAGCUUAGGGCUAAAAGGAAGGUGGUGAAGAUGAUGAUCAUUGUGGUGGUGACCUUUGCCCUCUGCUGGCUGCCCUAUCAUGUCUACUUCAUUGUGACGGGUCUCAACAAGCGUCUCAGCAAGUGGAAGUACAUCCAGCAGGUUUACCUGUCAAUGAUGUGGCUGGCAAUGAGCUCCACCAUGUACAACCCCAUCAUCUACUGCUGCCUCAACAGCAGGUUUCGAGCUGGCUUCAAGCGAGCGUUUCGUUGGUGCCCAUUCAUCAAGGUGUCCAGCUACGAUGAGUUGGAACUACGCUCUACACGACUGCACCCAACACGCCAGAGCAGCAUGUACACUCUGUCACGAAUGGAUACCACCACGGUGGCGGUUUAUGACACUGCCGAGGGCGAUGGCGGCACUGGUGGUGGCUCUGGAAGGAAGCACUCCCUGUCCGCUAGGAAGAGAAGCUACAUCACGUCUCGCCACACGGAGAUCACUGGAUGCAACGGUGGCAGUGCAAAAACGCAAAAUGGAGGGGCUCCAAGCGCUCAACCUGAGGAGUUCUCUUGAAGGGUGUUCUCACAGACUUACACACAGACAUAUGCAUGUAAGAAAUGUAUUCACAUGCAUAAUACACUGUACAUACACGGUGCACAGAUGUUUGCAUAAUUUAGACGUAGACACAUUGUAUCAAGGUGGAAGUGGUUACUUUACCAAGCAGAGAAUGACCACAUGGAUAUAGAGAUUAUUUAAUAUUUUACCUUGAUGGAUAAUAUAGAUUUUUUUUAAGAUACCCUGGAGCAUGGAUGGAUUACUGAGCAGGCUUAUUGGGCAAGUGAAUGUUACAAAAAAAAGUCACACAGCUCAAUCAAAAGCAGGGAUGUCCCUAUUACAUUGUUUUUGCUCCUGAAUCAGCCGAUACAGUGUGAUCAAAAUGUAUUUUUACUAUAUGUUUGUUAAUUUUUCCCCACAUAAUACAGCUGUUAGUACUACAGUAAACCUACAUUAAAAUAAAUAAAGCAAUUUAAAUAUGUUUCACAGCAGAAUCUGUCCAUGCUCAGGAGCAGCCUUAACAACAUACGAGGUAUGAUCAUCUAAAUUACAGGCACUUUGCCUUUAAAUGAUACAUUCAGGUUUUCCCCUUAUCCAAUCAGGGUCCCUUUGCAUUCAUGAAAUACUGUACAGCUUCCUUCUUCAGCCAAACAUUCAGAUCUGAUUGAGAUUAGCAUUUAAACACAGUCAGUGCACUGCUGUUUUCAUUAAGGUCUCUGUCCCACAGUUCAAAUGAUUGAUAAUUAAAUUAAUCAGUUCUGGUUGGAUAUUCGCAAUUAAAAUAUAUGCUAAGAUGGUGAGACCACCUCACAAUGGAGGUAAUCUGAAAAUACGUCAUGGUGAUUGUAAUUCUGUAAGUAUGUCAUAGUUUUCAUUUUCAUCUGUAAGUAUUAACUGUGAACUUUAUGUGAUACAGAGGUUGUACUCUGCAUCUAUUUCCCCCUGAAACUGAGCGGCUGCAGUGAGUUGCCAAUGGAAUAGCUGCUGAUUGAACUCUGUUUGGCUCUAUAUGUGGCUCUGAAAGUACUGAAAUUGAGUUUGGCUUUCCUGUUAUGUAAGAUGUAAAGAACAUGUUUCCUGGUAACUGGCAACGAGCCAGAGGCGAAAUCCAGUAUACAUUUGUAACACGUCAUUAAACAGGCUGCUGGAGAAUGAGCAGAUUGAAAGCGAACAAACCAACUAGGAGUUAGUGGAUCAAUGUCUCUCAUUUUUACAUUGACAACUAAGUGAAGGAAAAAUAUAGGAAGCGGCACAGUGAAGUGCAGUCAUGUUCUUUUAAAUGCCUUUGUACAAUGUGUCAUCAGAAAGCAGCACCGUUUUCGUCUAUUGCAGUUGUUGGUGUUUUAGUAGUUUCUUCCAGCAUGCUGUUAUCCUGUGUUGCAUCUUAAUUUAACUCUCUGCUUGGGUGCACAUAAUGUGUUGAAACUGCACCAAGCAAUUUGCUAGCCUCUGCCAUGUGCACAUCAUAGAGAAGUUUGCCCUCAGGGCCUUCUACCAGAAAGCCUUACUACUUGGUUAGGUUUAGGCACCAAAACUACUUGGUUAGGUUUAGGAAAAAAGAAAGGCAAAAAGCCUUUCUACCAGAAAGCCCUGAAGGCAAGCUUCUCCCACAUACGUGCCAUGUUGGGUUUACAAUAUAAGUGGAACCAAACUGUGAUAAGUAGAAUUAUAUAAACUAUAGGAACAGUAUGUCCCUUCUGACUCAGCAACACAAAGACAUGGCUACUAAUAAGGGUGAGAAAAAUCUUACUAUAUGUGCUCAUGGCUGUUGCUAUAACUCACUGCUGGGAAUUGAAUUGAAUUAAUAGUUUUGUUUGACAUUUUUAUCUGUAUUUUUAUCAGUAUUAGUGUUUUGGUUAGUCUUUAAAGAUACUCCAAAAUGUAAAAAAAAAAAAAAUAAUGUAUUUAGUGUCCUGCUAGUUGCAGUAAAAUCUGAAUUUGGAGUCCGACAGUUUGUGAUGGCAGGUUAUAUAUACAUGUUAUUUAACAAAUGGCAAAAGGUUCCCAGAAAAAAAUUGUCCGUAAUUGUUCUUACCAACAGUUCUGAAUGUUCAGACUUCAUGAAAGUAUUUACUCAAGAAUGUGAAGAAAAGCAUGUUGUGCAUUUCAGUGUCAUGUAUUUUUAAGCUGUUGUCUAAUCAUUAUAUUGAAGUUGGUUAAAUAUUUGUAUGUGGUAAUUGAGUUUUUUUUCAUGUUUCUCUGUAUAAAGGUAUCUUUUCUAUGAAUGUACAGUACAAUGUGUGCCUCUAUCUCUGUCAAAUGGUGACCAUAUUAUUUGUUGUGUCUAUAAAGGAAAACUGGUUUAUUUCAA
Molecule: messenger RNA, 4248 nt
Organism: Siniperca chuatsi (mandarin fish)
Lineage: Eukaryota; Metazoa; Chordata; Actinopteri; Centrarchiformes; Sinipercidae
Gene: tacr3a
Product: tachykinin receptor 3a
Exons: 5
Coding region: 717-1955 (412 amino acids)
Biological process (GO): positive regulation of flagellated sperm motility; G protein-coupled receptor signaling pathway
Cellular component (GO): plasma membrane; sperm midpiece
Molecular function (GO): tachykinin receptor activity
Source: RefSeq, a predicted model, not a curated record